This is a messenger RNA of Haemonchus placei, 483 nucleotides long. NCBI's taxonomy places the organism in Eukaryota, Metazoa, Nematoda, Chromadorea, Rhabditida, Trichostrongylidae. The record is from the annotation of a GenBank genome assembly.
AUGCGGGCUAUGGGCUCGGAACUGCCCAUGAAGAUGGGAGCAAUAAAGGAGAACAUGAAUGCAUGGCUGAAACUUCAAAAAUCGUUGGAAAACAAUGGAAGCGAGCGAGGAUUCUUUGUCAUCCAUUCGGGUAUGGGUGUAAUGAUUGGAAAGAAAGUCAAACGUCUUGCAAGCGGCUUGAUACCGCCUAAAUACCCGAUAGGUUCGCUGGUAAAAAGUGUAAAGGAACCCCAAGUGAUCUUCGCGCGCGACACUGCCCCCGACUGGGACGGCACAGCAAACACGGUUGCUGUCAAAACCAUAAACAACAACAAUGAACUGGGUGACACCGACGAACGUAUGCACACGCCGCAGUACGCGAACGUGGUUCGACAUUGCAGCGUUCGCGGGUCACGAGAUUCCCAUGCCAGGCAGACACCAGGCACCGACGUCGACGUCGGCGGUGGUGGCGGCGACGGCGACGAGGACGACAUCAACAAUUGA